AUGACAUCUGGGCAAGUAGAACACAAUGCUAUUCCCCACUGCCACCCUAGCCUCGUCACUCAUAGUAAUUUUGUCACUUGUGGCUCAAUUACAUACAAAGAAGCAGAUUCUCUUUCAAAGGCCAAAAUUCGGGUAUGCAUGCAAGCCAAAGGUGAAUAUAGGGAAGUUAGGAGAGACUUAGCUUCUGCCUAUGAUAAGACUCAAAAUAGUGAAACUCAGAUUACAGAGCACGAGGCGCUGCAGAGAGGGUUUUCACGUCACCGCUGGGCCGCAGGGGAGCUGGUCGUGGAAGCUCGGGAAGAAGGCUGGCGCAGGGGCCGCGAGACGGGGGAAGAGCAGCAGACAGCCGCCACUCACACCCGCGAGGACCGCGGUCUGGCCCUGCGAUGA
This is a messenger RNA of Rangifer tarandus platyrhynchus (Svalbard reindeer), 390 nucleotides long. Lineage: Eukaryota; Metazoa; Chordata; Mammalia; Artiodactyla; Cervidae. The record is from the annotation of a GenBank genome assembly.